This is a messenger RNA of Epinephelus fuscoguttatus (brown-marbled grouper), 12797 nucleotides long. It is a transcript of the gene myo15ab, whose product is annotated as myosin XVAb. Gene Ontology annotation, cellular component: myosin complex; cytoskeleton. The coding region runs from base 116 to 12766 and encodes 4216 amino acids. Lineage: Eukaryota; Metazoa; Chordata; Actinopteri; Perciformes; Serranidae. Gene Ontology annotation, molecular function: protein binding; cytoskeletal motor activity; ATP binding. The record is from RefSeq and is a predicted model, not a curated record. The transcript has 73 exons.
AGAUGCACACCACCAUAAAGGGGGGAAAUCUGAUACUGAUGCAAAGAAGAAGAAAGGAAAAAAGGAUGAUCCGCAGCUUCCGAAAAAGGAAAUCCCAAGGAAAGGUCUGAAGAACAUGUCCAGGAUGUUUAUGAAGUUUUCUGGCUUCAAGAGGCGCAGGAACAGCAGGAAGAAGCUGAAAAGUACAUCGCGUUUGUUCCUGGGGUUGGGGAAAAGAAAGUUCCGACUUGCUAAGAAGAAACGCCGCAAGUCCAUGCUGAAGAACACCUCUCGAUUCAUGAUGAGGUUUAAGGCCAGCAAAAAGAGGAAAAAGGAGAAAGAGGCCAAAGAAAAGGCGGCACAAAAUGGGGGGAAGAAGCCAACUUACAUGCUGCUUCGUCUUGGAGGAGGGAGAGAAUCAAAUGAGAAGAAGGGGGGUUUCUUUAAAAACUUAUUUGGAAAAAAGAGUGGUGAUGGGCCUCCUGACGACUUCAAGAACAGAAGUAUGUUGCUGGGUAAGGUUGCAGCAGCAACUAACUGGCUGACCAAACGCUUCCUGUCCACUAAAAUGCGAGGAAAUGCAGGACACCAUGGCUGGGGUGGACGAAGAGAACAUAGCCGACAAGCCAGCUCCAGAGGUCAUCUUCAUGGUCACUAUAACAAUGGUUAUGAACAUGGGGAGGAGGCUUAUGGAUACGACCAGCGACAUUCAGUCCGCCACAAAGGGUAUGGAGGAUAUGAUGAUGGUUAUGGUGGUUAUGGAGAUGAGGCAGCUGCAGCAUAUGGAAGCGAGGGUCAGUAUGGUUACUAUGACAAUGGAGCAGGGGCAGCAGACUAUCAGGACCUGGGUUACUAUGAGGAAGAAGGACUCUAUGAUCCAAAUGCAGAAUAUUAUGAACGUGGUCUUUAUGAUGAUGGCAUGGGGGACUACUACAACCCUUAUCCCCCUGCCCAAGGCUACUAUAACAACCAGGAAGCUGAUUACUAUGGUUACCAGCAACAACAGGAAAUGGCAAUGUAUGGUGACGAGGGUUUGGACUACUAUGCACUAAUGGGUGAGGACCAUAUGUAUGGAGGAGAGGUUGAUGGAUUCCUUCACCCUCAGGCUCAGGGUUAUUAUGAUGAAAAUGGUCAGGGAGUUUACUACGAUGACGGACAAGGGGGUUACUUUGACAAUGGACAGGCAGGUCUUUAUGGGGUCCCUUAUGCAGCAACUAUGGGAAUGCAAGGGGGAUUUCCACCAGACUAUCAACUUAGUUAUAGUGAUGCUGGCAUGCCCUACCAAGACUACAGCUCCCAGCAGGUCACUGGAUUCCCAGCAGGAGGCCAGCAAGUCUUUGACUUGGGAGGGCAAGGGAUACAGGGCCUAUAUGGGGACCAGUAUGCAGACCAGUAUGAUCAAUAUGGAGAUGAUCCUGGUGGAGUUCAGGGAGGGGAAAUGACAUUUAGAGUUCCGAGACCUCAAGUACGCCUUUUUGGAAAAGAGCGUCUAGAUGUGCCCAUGCCUCCUCCACCAACGUUGCCACCUGAUCCAGAAUUUGAAGGCAUGUCAGAAAUCCAGUAUGAAGACCAGAAUCCUCUUGCACCAGGGCAAUUUGGUGACAUGAUGGCAAUACAGCAGCAAAUGGGAAUGUCACCACAACAACAAAUGAUGAUGUCCCCUCAAGAACAAAUGAUGAUGCCCCCCCAAAUAAUGUCACCGCAGCAACAAAUGAUGUCACCACAGCAGCAGAUGAUGCCCCAGCAAAUGAUGUCACCACAGCAGCAGAUGAUGUCACAACAAAUUAUGUCACCACAAGAGCAGAUGAUGUUACAACAAGAACAGAGUAUGUCCGCUCAAUUGAUGCCAUCUGAGAUUCUGUCACCACAGCAACAAAUGAUGAUGUCCCCUCAAGAACAAAUGAUGAUUCCCCCACAGAUAAUGUCACCACAGCAACAGAUGAUGGCACCACAGCAACAACAGAUGUUACCACAGCAACAGAUGAUGCCCCAGCAAGUGAUGUCACCACAGCAGCAGAUGAUGUCACAACAAAUGAUGUCACCACAAGAGCAGAUGAUGUUGCCACAGCAACAGAUGAUGUCUCCUCAAGUGAUUCCACCACAGCAGCAGAUGAUGACAGACCCAAUGAUGAUGUCACAGCAACAGGGUUAUGGCCCUAUGAUCCCCACUCCAACUGCCAUGAUUAUUAAGCAAGCAAGUAUGUCCCCCCUUCCUGCGCGCCGCCUGCAACCCUCUCCAACGCCAUCCCGCCGCUCUGUCAUCAUGCCCUCCCCAAUUAUGCAACGCCAUCCCAUGGCCUCCCCAGUACCUUCUCCUAUGCUUCCACAGAGACGCAGCCCCUCCCCACAACCAUCCAUGAGGAGUGGGCUCAUUAAUGCCCAGAGACCCCCCUCUGUUAUGUCAAGACGAAUCUCACCUCCUACCUCCCCCAUGGCUUCCCCCCACGCCCGUCGUAGAAUGCAACUGCAGAGAUCACCAUCUCCCCUGGCUAGAGGGCCCUCACCCCCUCACUCUCCUCGUGCCUCCAUGAUCCGGCGAAGUCCUCCUCCUUCACCAAGAGCUUCAAUGAUACAGCGUUCUCCACCUUCCUCUCCCCGUGGUUCCAUGAGGAGGCGAAGUCCCCCAGCCUCACCCACUCCAGCAUGUAGCCCGUUUGGAGGGAGAAAGAUACGUGGUCCUCUCUCGCCUCCCCUCUCCCCUGGUCAUGCAUCUCGACCUCAUUCUCCACAGCUCAGUAGAAGACCAUCUCCCUCUCCCUCCCUAUCUCGUCGAAGUUUGUCCCCUGCUGGGCCUCGGCCUGCCCCAUCAUCUCCGACCCUCUCUCGUCGCUCAACUCGGCUGCUCAGGGACCCCACACCAUUGGCCCGGCCUAGGAUGGGGGGAAAUGUUCCCUUAGGUACUGUCAGGCCCUCGCCUAUGGGUCUCAGAGGGCGCCCAGUACCCCCACCCACCCAGAAUGUGCGUCCAUUCCGUGCCUCCUCCAUACGGAGCAAUAGGUCUUCUGUUCUCACAGUGGACUCCUCUCUCCUCUCGUCUCCUUUUCACUCUCCUCACAUGGUCCACCGUGCUCCCCUGGGAAGGAGAGAAUCCGGCCAAUUUCCUCCUCGCCCCGUGGCUCGAGGUCGUCCCCUCAUGGCCCAGCAGUCCAUAAGGAGGAUGCCUCCUGCCUCUCCACAGCCCUCUCUUAAACACAUGUCACAUCCUGCAUCCCCACGUCUCUCUCCUCGGCUUUCUCGUCAGUCCUCGCCCCUCCUGCCCCCUCAGUCUGCCCAUCCACCCGUUUAUGCACCAGAAGCUUAUGUGUCUGGCCCCUAUGCUGAUCCUUAUACUGAGCACUCGACCCAUCAGUUUGUCGCCCCCUCUUCUCCCAUGUUAUCUCGUGCUAUGCGGAACCAGUCUAUUCGACAGGCCUCUUUUGCUUCUCCCUUUGGCCCAGAGCCAGCCCAGGUGGUAGACAUGGGCGGGAUGGUUACCGAAUAUGUAGAACCUUAUGCUCCUUCAUCCCCUACUCUUUCUGGUGCAAUGCAAAACCAGGUAAUUCGGGAUGCAUCCUAUCUUUCCUCACUGCCAAGAUCAGUGUCACCUUAUGAGCAGCCUGUAGCUCCUUCAUCUCCCAUGCUGUCUGGUGCUCUGCAAAAUCAAGCAAUACGAGGUGCAUCCUAUACUUCUCCUUUACCAAGGCCAAUGUCCCCUUAUGAGCAGCCUAUGCCCCCUGCUUCCCCAUUGCUGUCAGGAGCUCUGCAAAACCAGGCAGUGAGAGAAGCCUCCUAUGUAUCUCCUCUUCAAAGGCCUCAGUCUCCAUAUGCCCCAUCUGCUCCUUCAUCUCCAAUGCUUUCUGGAGCCAUGAGACAUGGUCAGGCACUAAGGGGUGUGGCUUCUUAUCAAACUCCACACCUCCGUCCACCAUACGGACCAACUGUUGUUACUCCAUAUGAUUAUAUCUCUGAGCCUGGCCCAUUACCACUGCUUCAUGAUGCCCUUCAGAACCGGUCUAAUUUGCAGAAUGUCUCAUCUUUAAGAUCCCCUAUGAUGCAACGCCGUAACCCUUAUGCACCAGCUGGGCCUCAGCUCCAUAGUGCUCUUCAGCAGAACCCAAACCUUCGCCAUGCAUCUUAUCAGACACCUAUGCAACUCAGACGGUCUCCAUAUGGACCCCAACCACCAUCUUCACCAAUGUUAGGAAGUGCCCUGCAAAACCCGCAGUUGAUGCAAGCAUCAUACCGGCUGCCAGAUGGAACCUUGGUGUCACCAUAUGCAAGUUCACCAUCGUCCCCAAUGCUCGGCCGUGCCUUGCAAAAUCAACAAGUCCGUGGAGCCUCAUAUACCUUGCCUGAUGGAUCAAUUAUAAGGGACCCACGUCUCCCCCAGAAGCCCAUGUCCCCUAACCUUUCCAGAGCUCUUCAGAACCAGGAUCUCAAGGCUGCUUCAUAUACUCUCCCUGAUGGCACCAUUAUAGACCCGAGACAGCAACAACCUAUUUCCCCAAACCUGGCUAAGGCCCUAAACAACCCAGCUCUGCGUGAUGCCUCCUAUUCACUCCCCGAUGGUACUAUUGUGAUUGACCCCAAGAAACCGAAGUCCCCAAACCUUGCAGCAGCUCUUCAGAACCCUUACCUGAAAAGUGCAUCUUACACCCUGCCUGAUGGGACUAUCAUCAUCGAUCCACGGAAACCUGUAUCUCCAGACCUCGCUGGCGCCCUUCAAAACUCACCCCUGCGGAACGCCUCCUUCACACUACCAGAAGGGGUUCAGGACCCCAAUACACCCAUUUCACCAAACCUGGCUAAGGCCCUCAGUAACCCAGCCUUGAAAGGAGCUUCAUACACCCUCCCAGAUGGUACCAUUAUAGUGGACCCAAGGAAACCUAAGACCCCCAACCUGGCAGCUGCCCUGCAGAAUCCCUAUCUAAAGAAUGUGUCCUACACCCUGCCUGAUGGAACCAUCAUCAUUGACCCACGGAAACCAGUUGGCCCGGACCUGUCUAAAGCUCUUAUGAAUGAAAACCUUCGUAGUGCAUCGUACCGCCUCCCUGAUGGCACCCUGGUUAUCCCUGGCCAGAAGCCCAACCUUACAUCUGCCCUGAGGCGAAACCAGGCACUUCGGUCUGCAGGUCUCUAUCAUCUAACAGAAGAUUCUGUACUGUCAGGCGCACCAAAACCUACCCCUCCAAACCUCGCCUCUGCGCUGCGGAAAGAGGAAUUCCGUGGUGCCAAUUUCAGGCUGCCGGAUGGCUCUGUUCUCACACGUCGCUUCCAGAUCCCAAGUCUGUCUGAAGCCGUCCAAAACCAGCAGCUUCGCUAUGCUUCGUAUAGGGUGCCAACAGGCCUGCAGGGUGAGGAUAAUCGCUAUGCUGUGGUUCCACCCUAUGGGCCGCGCUCAGGACACUGGGCCAGGAAUGCCCAAGGAGGAGGGGAGGGAGGGGAAGACGUUUGGGCAGCUGAGAGGGUUUUACCACAUGGGACGGUCCAGAAUCUUUCAAAGUGGUCCAUGUACAGAGAAGACGGGGUGUUAGAAGGAUAUUCACCAACACCUCGAUUUGCAGACGGACAGCCUAAGGACAUAGACUGGACUCCUGACAGAGAUAGAGUACCCGGUCAAAGCUGGUAUGACAAGAUCUACUCUAUCCUAAGCAUGCCCACAACAGGCCACAGGGUGAAACGCUGGGCGGAGGGAAUGGAGGACAUGACACAACUGCCUGAGCUGAAUGAGACCACAGUUCUGAUGAACCUGAAGAAGCGCUAUGACCAGGAACUGAUAUAUACCUACAUAGGCAGCAUCCUUGUGUCCGUGAAUCCCUACAAGUUGCUCAACGUGUAUGGCACAGACAUGGUGCUUCAGUAUGCUGGUCGCGGCCUGAGCGACAACCCUCCUCAUCUUUUUGCCAUUGCUAAUCUCUCAUAUACCACCAUGAUGGAUGCCAAAAAGGAGCAGUGUAUUGUGAUCAGCGGAGAAAGUGGGUCAGGAAAGACUGAGGCUACUAAACUGAUCCUGCGUUACUUGACAGCCAUACAUCACAAAUGCAACGUCUCACAACAGAUCCUAGAGGCCACACCCCUGCUGGAGUCUUUUGGGAAUGCCAAAACAGUGCGCAAUGACAACUCUUCACGCUUUGGCAAAUACACGCAGAUCUACAUGGAGGAGGGUGUAAUCAGCGGUGCCAUAACGUCUCAGUACCUGCUGGAGAAGUCCCGCAUUGUCUUUCAGGCCAAAUCGGAGCGGAACUAUCACAUCUUCUAUGAGAUGUUGGCAGGUCUUCCCCCUAAUGAGAAGAGCUCACUGUAUCUGCAGGAAGCUGAGACGUACUACUAUCUGAAUCAGGGAGGGGAUUGUACCAUAGAGGGCAAGGAUGAUGGGGAGGACUUCAGGCGUCUGCUGAAUGCCAUGGACAUCCUGUGUUUCACUCCAGAGGAGCAGAACGGCAUCUACAGACUGCUGUCCUCUGUCCUUCAUCUGGGGAACGUCUACUUCCAGCCACACCAGGCUGAGGGUCAGGAGGUCGCCUCGGUGGUGAGCGCGCAGGAGAUCAGGGUGGUAGCCGAGCUGCUGCAAGUCUCACCUGACGGCUUGCAGAAGGCUGUCACCUUCAAAAUGACAGAUACAGUAAGAGAGAAGAUCUUCACUCCGCUCACAGUUGAGAAUGCUGUGGAUGCCAGAGAUGCCGUUGCCAAGAUCCUGUACUCGCUGCUGUUUAGUUGGCUGACAGAGCGCAUCAACGGACGGGUCUACCCUCGCAACGAAGCCCUCUCCAUCUCCAUAUUGGACAUCUAUGGAUUUGAGGAGCUACAGGUGAACAGCUUUGAGCAGCUGUGCAUCAACUACGCCAAUGAAACUUUGCAGUUCUUCUUUAACAGGGUCAUCUUCCAGGAGGAGCAGGAGGAGUACAUGCGGGAGCAGAUCGAGUGGCAGCAGCAGCCCUUCAGCCACAACCAGGCCUGUCUCGACCUCAUUGCUGCUAAGCCCCACGGGAUCCUGCGCAUACUGGAUGAUCAGUGCGGUUUCCCUCAGGCAACCGACCACACCUUCCUUCAGAAGUGCCACUAUCACCAUGGAAACAACCCGCUAUAUGCCAGGCCAAAGAUGCCGCUGCCAGAGUUCACCUUGAAACACUAUGCUGGGAAAGUCACAUACCAGGUGCACAAAUUCUUGGAUAAGAACUUCGACACGGUCCGACAGGAUGUUUUAGACCUCUUCAUCCAGAGCAAGAACAAAAUGGUGUCCAGCCUCUUCUUGAAGCACUCAGAGUCUGGGUCACAGCAGCGGUCAAAUGUGCGGCGCAGCAGUACGGCUCGUCGUUAUCAGGCCAACACAGUCAGUGCAAAGUUCCAGAGCAGUCUGCAGGAGCUGGUGGAGAAGAUGGAAAGGUGUAACCCUUAUUUUGUGCGAUGCAUCAAGCCAAACCAUCAUAAGGAGCCAGGAGUGUUUGACAUGGAGCUGGUCAACACUCAGCUACAUUACUCUGGCAUCAUGGAGACCAUCCAUAUCAGGAAGGAGGGUUAUCCAAUCAGACUGCACUUUCACAGCUUCCUAAAAAGGUAUAAGGCCCUGCUUUGCCUGGAGGAUCCUCCACCUGCAGACGGAGAAAACUGUGUCGCCAUGCUCCACAAGCUCGCUCCAGUUAAGAGCGGCUCAUAUCAGCUGGGAGUCAGUAAGAUUUUCCUGAAAGAGGAACUGUAUCAGCUGUUGGAGGGGAAGCGUGACCGUGUGCUGAACAUCGCUGCCAUGACGCUGCAGAGGUACACCCGUGCGUGUAUGAUCCGAAAGAAGUUUGCCAAGUUGCGACUGCGUGUGACCAUGUUUGAAGCUCGCUGCAGAGGCUACCUGGCCAGAAAAAAGUUUGUUCAGAGGAGGAAGUACCUCAUCCGGCUCCGUUCUGCUGUGCUGCUCAUCGUCAACCGCCACCGUUACAUGAGGACAGUGGUGGAGCCUGCAAGGAAGGCAGAGGAGGAUCGCAUCAACAGAGAAGUGGUUAAUGUGACAACGCUGCCUAUCCCUGCUGAGCUGGCAGUUCUGCUACAGGCAGCCUCAGGUGGUGAAGAGCUGCAUUCUGAUUGCUUGGCGGUGGUCCAGGCUCCAAAGGUUCAGGUUGACCCCCAACUGACCCUGCCCCUGGAUAUCAACAACUACCUCAUGACACACUACAUCCGGGCCAUAUUUAGGGAGCCGUUGCUUGGGAUGCUGACUGCCCCACUGGAGAGUUCACUGAUUCGAAUGGAUGAGGAGCUGAAACAAGGAGCCCUGAACGUUUUCAUUCUGAUACUAAGAUUUAUGGGCGAUCCAAACUUGAAUGGGGCUCAGGAGAAUCUGUUUGGGAACUAUAUCAUCCAGAGGGGACUUGCCAAUCCCAGCCUGCGAGAUGAAAUCCUGGCUCAGGUAGUCAAUCAGGUGUGGAGGAAUCCUAACAUUUUGAAUUCAGAGCGUGGUUGGCUCCUCCUGUCCUCCUGUCUCUCUGCCUUCCUGCCCUCUCAAAGGCUGGCCAAGUACUUACUGAAGUUUGUGUCUGACUACGGCCCAGAGGGCUACGACUGUGUGUGUCAACACCGUCUGCUUCAAGCUCUGCAGCGGCUGAAUGUCGGUCCAGAGUAUAUCCGAACGUACCCACCCUGUCUACUAGAGUGGACCGCCAAUCGCAAAAGAGCUCACACUGUUCUGCACAUUCACUGUUUCGAUGGUGUGUCGUUUUUGUGUCCUCUGCACUCCUGGACAACAGGAGAAGAAAUGGCCAAAGACAUCUUACAACACAGGGGUGUGCUGGAGGGCCGUCGAGGCUGGUCAGUGCUUCUAAAGGAGCCGGCUCAGUGGGUGGAGCUGGAGGGCUCCGACUAUGUUCUGGACUUGAUGUCAGACCUGGAGCUUCCUGCCGACUUCCCCAAACACAGCAGCUAUUUCAUCAUCUCUGCACAGGAGCCAACCAGAGUGCGGCCUAAUGCCAGCAUAAACCUGUUGGGUGGUGGGUUUGACACGAAGGAUGAUGUUAUAUCUUCAGUCUUAAAUGGCUCUGAUGGACGAGACUUUGAGCCUCAGAGAGGGAUGGAUCGUUAUCUGGACAGCCUGUUUGACCCUGUACUGUCUGAAGGAACCGGAGAACUAGAUUCAGUUGCAGCACUGUCCAGCAGAAUGAAGGGUGCUGGAGGAGUUGGAGGAGGCUCCCAACCUCCACCUGGGGCUGUGAGAGUCCUUCCCGUGGGAGGCGUGAUGUCACCUCCUGUUGCUGCAGUGGCACCUGUAACACCUGAUGCCCAGCAGGCUGUUUUGGACCAGCAGCAGCAGGCGAUCGUGAACCAGCAGGCCAUCAUCAUGGCCCAGCAGAUGACCAUGCAGGCCAUGGCCAUGGUCGGCAGCCCAGUGACCAGCCCCCCCACCUCUCCAAUCACAAGCCCUCCCAUGAGCCCGCUGCUCCACCACCCUCCCAGCCCCUAUGCUCCUGCCAGCCCCUAUGCUGUCAUACCCCCAAGUCCAUACGCUAACAUCCCACCCAGCCCCUAUGCCAACUUCACUCCUACUCCCUUUGCUGCAGCAGACAUCCCACCCAGGCAUCCCUAUCCUCCCCCUGCUCGACUGGAACAAACUCCAUCGCACCUUCAAGAUCAGCCUGCGGAGUCCCAGUCUCGGCCCGGAGCUCAGCCUCAGCCUCAGGCCCAAACUAACAAAACUGAGCCAGCACAGCCUAAAGCUAAUCCUGCUUCACGGGUUCAGUCAGGGAAGGACAGCGUCUCUCGGAGGAAGGCUCCGGGCAUCCCCGUAAACAAGGACGCACCCGCCAGGAAGUUUGCCCCAGUUGUGACGUCUCCUCCGCCCCCUGCUGGAGAGGUGGUGAAGUACUCAGUUCAGACUAUAGAUCAUGUUGUCCCCAGCCAAGAUAUCCAAGAAAUCAUCAAAAGGUACAACUCCCCGCCUCCAGCGCCAGAGCUGCUGCCACAUGAGAAGAGGAGACCAGAAGGGAAGUUUAAAAAGAAGCAAACCCCUCGGGAUGAAGCUUUACAGAUCCUCAAACCGCAGAUGGACAACCCUCCUGCUCCCCAGCCCAAGCGUCCUGUUGCCCCCUCACCAUCUGCGUCUGCAAUAAAGGAGGCGGGAUUCAAACCAAUCAAAGCCACGAAGACCAGAGCACCUGACCGUCCUCCCCCCCUACCUCCUCCAGUUUCUCGAGAGCUUCCUGUAGAGACCGAGACAAUCCAGACACAGCUUCAUCAGAGAACCAAUGAAGAGCACUACACCUACACCAACGUUCCCUGGAGACUGUACCUCAGGAAGGAGGUUUUUUAUCCUAAAGACAGCUUCAACAAUCCUCUGGUGCUGGAUCUCAUUUUCAAGCAGAUAGUGAACGACACUCUGUCAGAGGCAUGUGUUCGCAUCACCCGGGAUGAAAGGCAGAAAAUGAAGGCUCUUUUCGCCAAACAUGGGGUGGAACAGAAUAUGGAUCCGGUGGAGGAGCAUGUGAAGAAAACAAUCGUGACGGCUGCCAGAGAGACCUGGGAAAUAUACUUCUCCCGUCUGUUCCCUGCAUCGGGUAGUGUAGGAACAGGUGUGCAGGUGCUGUCAGUGUCCCACAGCGGUAUAAAGCUGUUGAAGACUGUAAAAAGCAGCGCUGCAGCUCCAGACUACUUCAGAGUCCUACGGCCUUACACCUAUGCAGACAUCCUGUUUGUCACCAUCCCCUCUGAGAACAUGCUGGAGUUUAAUCUGACCAACGAGAAACUGAUCCUGUUCUCAGCCAAGGCCCCUCAAGUCAAACAUCUCAUAGACACAUUCAUCAAUGAGAUCAAAAAGGACUCAGAUUAUGUGAUUGCAGAGCGAAACUUUGUGACCGACGACCGCUCGAUGCUCACUUUUCACAAAGGUGACGUCAUCAGGCUACAGGUUAUGGACGGGCUGGAGAAGGGUUACAGUUACGGCUGUGUGGUGAGGAAGAAGGUGGUGUAUUUGGAGGAGCUGAAAAGAGAAACUCAAGACUUUGGUUGGAAGUUUGGUGCCGUGUUCGGCCGCUCCGGUGCGUUCCCGGCUGAGUGUGUCCAUCCCGUCGCUCCUCCUGACUUCCUGUCGCUGCCACUGGACCGCAAGUCAGAGCCUCGAGGGGGAGCGGGACAGUUUGCUGUGUCAUCAGCCGUCGCUGUUGCCGUGGCGUCCACCAUGGCAGCACACGAGAUAGAUCAAACAAUUGAGAAGGUUUCCCUUGACGGCUUUGCUGAAGGAGAUCUGGAUGAGAGGGCCCUGCAGGACAGUAAAUAUGACAUGUUGGAGUUCGCCAAGAAGUACUUCAGACAGGGAAACAACAUGAAGGGAGAUUCCCUGAAGAGCAAAAGCAAGAACAGAGACUCCAGAGAGCCGACUGAGAUGAUCAAGUUCUCCAAGACUCCUCUGACUGAGUCUCUGAUAGAGUUUACAGACCCAGCCAUGAACAGAGUGGCAGCUGAUCUCUUCCUGUCGGUGAUGCGUUUCAUGGGUGACUCUCCAUCAAGAGGAUCAACAGAACAGGAAGUGGUCAGCAAUUUCCUUAAGCUCAUAGGAGAGUUCACCUUGAUGAGGGAUGAGGCUUACUGCCAACUCAUCAAACAGCUUACGGCUAACACCAGCUCCAAACCUGAUAGUUGCCAACGAGGCUGGAGGCUGCUGUACAUCCUGACCGCUUUCCAUCGCUGCUCUGAAGUCCUCAAGCCCUUUCUGCUCAAGAACCUGCAGCAGGCGUCUCGUAGCGCCGGGGCUCAGUAUCAGGGUAUCGCUAAGGCAUGUGAGCAGAACCUGAAGAAGACGUUCCAGUACGGAGGCCGCACUGUUUCACCCAACAGCAUGGAGCUGAAGGCUGUGAUGGCGGGCCGCAGUUCAAAACGUCAGCUGUUUCUCUUUCCUGGAGGCAUUGAACGUCACGUGAAAAUCAAAACGUGUUCAAUUGCCCUGGAGGUGAUUGAGGAGCUGUGUUAUGAGAUGGGUUUACACAAACUGGAGGCCAUGGAAGAAUAUGCCAUAUUUUUAGUCACCAAUAGAGGUCAGAAUGUGCGUCCUCUGAACAAACACGAGUACAUCCUGGAUGUUGCAACAGAAGCUGAGUUAAUCGACACCAACUACAGCUUCUGGUUCAGACGAGUUGUCUGGACUCAGCCACUCAAGUUUGACAAUGAGCUCUGUGUCGCGAUGCACUAUAACCAGAUCCUGCCAGACUACCGUAAAGGCCUGCUUAACGUUCUUCCACAUGGAAAAGUGAGCGAUCAACAGUUCCACCAGAUUUCCAAACUGGCAGCUUUGCAGCACAGAGCCAAAGACAUCAUCUUCAUCCCCAGCAUACAUGAAUUAUCGGAGUACAUCGCCACACCUCUGUUCAAAAAGCAGCCACCCCAGCAGUGGGUUACCAUGGUGACGCAGCACAUGCAGCAAGUGCAGACUCUGAACCCGCACCAGGCCAGAGCACAGUUUCUGGGGCUCAUCAGUGCAUUCCCCAUGUUUGGCUCCUCGUUCUUCUACAUCCACAGCAGCAGCUCCACCACCUUCUACGCCCCCUGUAUUGUUGCUGUCAAUCAACAUGGCCUCCACUUCCUGCAUAAAAAUACACAUGAGCUGAUGUCAGUGGUCCCCCUGGUGGAGGUGCAGUCCAGCCGCACCCAGAGGCCCACUGCUGGAACGAGUUACCCGUAUGUAGACCUGACCCUGGGGGACAUGGACACACAGCGGGUCAUUCAGCUGCAGCUGGAGCAGGGCUUGGAGUUGUGUCAAGUCAUCGCCAUGCAGGUGGAAAACAUGAUGUCCGUGCGGGAGAGAAGACUCACCCUGCCACCCAGCGAAAUCACCAUGUUAUAACACAUGGUCACACUACAUUAUACGCACAAUU